Messenger RNA from Dermacentor andersoni, 5360 nucleotides. RefSeq names its product probable lysosomal cobalamin transporter. Gene Ontology annotation, biological process: protein localization to vacuole. Lineage: Eukaryota; Metazoa; Arthropoda; Arachnida; Ixodida; Ixodidae. The record is from RefSeq and is a predicted model, not a curated record. Gene Ontology annotation, cellular component: vacuolar membrane.
UCGCUUGUCAGCUGCGUCGAACCAGAGAGUGUACUCAUGGUGGUACUCGCUAUCGCACCUAGCGGUUUCUGAUAGCUGUUGUAGCGGUUGUGCUACUUGUCGUACUUUCUCUGGCCGCACACGCAGUGUUAAGUGUUGACGGAGGUGUUGCCCACCGCUGACGUUACUAGGCUUUCGCCUAAAGCUCUCUUGUGACCGUGACGGAGGGUCCGUAGCGUCACUCCUUGUUUUGUGAAGACGCGCAUGGCGGUUCCCGACGAUGUUGUCUUGGCAGUAUGGGCACCGUUCGGCGCUGCUUGCCUGCUGUGCCUCUGCGUGUCCUGGGUGUACCUGUGGCGGCUGAGCCUUCGCCGAGAGCGGGAGCCCCUUGUCCUGGCAUGUGGCACAAUCUCCCUGGCCGCCAGCCUGGCAGCAGCCGCACUGGUGCCAGCAGACGUCUCCCUCGUGUCCGCCAUGAAAGGGGACGACGGCACCUUCCAGCCGUGGGCGGCCAAUGAGUCCUACCGAAAGGCAUUGCAGUCGCAAGUCCAGCUUGCCUACUUUGUGCUGUAUGGACUGCUGGUGUUGCUGGCCUUCGUGGUGCUGCCCUUCGCCUACUUCUUCUCGGAGGAGAAGGAUGACACCAUCGACAGGGGAGCCUGCUCGCGGGCUGUGUCGGCACUGAAGUACACCGUCCUCUUCCUGUUGGUGGCUGGUGUACUGCUCACUAUUGGGGCAGUAAUUCCAUUGAGGCAGGCUCCUCCGAGCAACAGCACGGAGUGGGACAAGAUCCGUUUUCUGGUGGAUGAACUGGCAGCCAGCCGCGGUGAGGACUCCCUGAGGUUCCUGCUGUCACUGUUUGUGCUGGUUGGCAUGUUCCUGCUCAUUGUCUACACGGGCUUUGGGAUGUCUGCCCUGCCCCUACGUCUGGUACUGGGCGAGCGUAGCGCGGCGACUGAGGUGGCGGACGUCGGCGAGCGGCGGCGUGCCCUUCGCACCCAGCUGGACUCGCUGGCACGACACGGAGGUGGUGCUGAUCGACAACGCACGGUCCGCCUUGAGGAGCAGCUGCACAACCUGGACGAACGUCAGCGUCGCCUGGAGGAGUUCCGUGGAAGCUGCUCCUAUCGGCUGCGCUUCCUCAUCAGGCCCCUACAGAUCCUGUUGGGAGUGGUGUUUGUCCUGCUGGGCUUGCUACUGUGGACAUCACUUCUGCUCUCCAAUGUGGACAAAGCAAUGCACUCCCUGGGCUUUCGAAUGGGCUACCUGCUGGACCACCCUGAGCUUCCGAAUCCGCUGGACCUGUCACUCGUGUGGCUGCAGCGCUGGGGUGCCUCAAUUCUGGACUCGGCGCUCAUACUGGCUCUGCUGCUGUUGUUGAUUGCCUGCUCCACAUACGGCUUGCAGCGCGUCGGCAUCUGGUGCCUCUUUCUUCAGAUGUACCGUCUACGGAUGGGUCGAGCGCGGCCACAGGCGGUUCUGCUCCUCUGCAUGGCACUGGUGUUUGUGGCGCUGGCACUCAACGUGCUGCUGCACUCGGCCUGCCCGCAGUAUGCCACCUAUGGGUCACAACGUUACCAGGGUGUUAACGGCACACAGCCUUGCGACUCGCAAGCACUUCCAGAUGAUUGUGUGAUGAGCCGCGGAAGUGCCAUGCUGGAGGGAUUCUUUUUCAAGGCGUGGAUCUUUGGCGCCGCUUUCUACUGGGCCACCUGGCUCUUCCUGGGGAGCACGGUGGUCUCCUUCCUUGUGCUGAUGGUGCGUGGCCGGCAGUCAUCAGUGGAGGUCGACACCGAUGAAUUUGAGGACGACGACGAUGAUCCCCUCAUUCGUGCCUGAAUGAUGCGAAGUACCGCUAGUCGAGCUACCACCAUGCGCUAUCAUCACGUUCCGAGUCCGCCCCUGUGAGAGAUCAGUCCCUUUUCGGUGUCUGCUGUUUUCCUUUGCUCCCUCAUCUCUCAGUGAAAGGCAUCCUUUACUAGAUUUGGCUAAUGAACACACAGCCAAAUAUGCAUAUUUAAUCGCAAUCUAGUGUAUUGCUUAAGGCCACUACAACAAAGUGUCACUUUAGCUAAAUUGGUUAUAAAUGAGUGUUGUGUACUAUCAAAGCAUUCUUAGCAAAGCUGCAGGGGCCGACAUUUGUUUAGCUUUCUUAUUAGCAGGCCUUUAAAUAGCACUUAACAAUGUGGUGGUGCUAAAGCAGAUGUGCCGUAAAUACCAGCAUGUCGCCUUACCCGAGAUUUUUUCAGCACGGUGCAGGCAGCCACAAGUGCUGCCUAAUCUCACAGGUCACGCCGAGGAACUGCGCUGGUUUUGAGUGUUCUAUGUCAUGCAUCACGUCUGGCGAGCGGCAGUGACUGUGCUUUUUAAAAACAUAAUUUCUGUCAGUUUUGGUGCCAGAAAUGUAUAUUUCAUUGUUUUUUAACUUUUCGUUACCAUCUAUUUGUAUUUGAAAUUAAGAUAUUGCACGGCAACUGCUCCAUAGCUGCACUAUCUCAAACUAAGCUUUUUGUGCGGUCCAAAGUUUUGUAGCAGUUGGUGUUAAAGUAUUCUUUUAUGGGCUCGGGAAAGAGCCCGCUAUGUGUUAGCCAGGCACAUGCAAUCGAAAGAUCUUAAGGAGUAUAAAUAUGUUUUAGAGAAGGCCUGGUACUUGAGAACUUUGUGACCCUAUCUAUAGCGUGGUGGUCUACAGUCUCACUGGCGCUGCGGUCGUUCAGUGAGCAAUUGCAUUCUGAGGUUGAGAAGCACCUCAUGCUGUUGCUUCACUAAAAGCCAGCUUGCGGUUUUCUGCUGCUACUAAUCAUCGACAUGACUGGGUUGUAGUGUCACGGUUUAUAUUCUCUUAUGAAAGCAUUGGAAUGAGUGUGUGCGUGCAUGUGUUUUGUGAGAUAAAUUUGUGUGCAAACGAGUUUGAAGGCAGAAUUGUGCAGAAGAGCAUGAAAUACUACAGCACAUAUCUUCCACUUUUUGUAACUGCUGAAAAACACCUUUAUAGAAAAGGCUUUUUCUUCGUUUCUUGCAGUUUCAUUAAGUCUGUUAAAGGUUAUAUGAAAUUACUUGUACACAUUGUAGUUAAGAACCAAUGUUUUUUAUUUGAAAUAGGUUGAUCCUAAUAGCACGAAGGGGUUAGUCCAUGUGUGAGAGCAAGCCAAAGUAUGCAGCUGACGGUGACGGUGUUUGUGAAAGUGUUCCAUUGUCUUUACCGUGGCAAGCGUUUCUUACGAACUUCUUCUGUGGUACGCUGAUGUCAAUUUGUUGACCAUCAAGUUCGUUACUUGUACUGGCUCCAGGAACAAUGGAAAUAGACCAGUGCAGUGCAGUGGCGAACAUUACCGAGCACUCUGCUUACUUCUUCUCUUUGAUGUGCUUCUCAGUCGGUCGAGCAAGAGAUAAUCAUUCUUAACUAUGUAUCAGUUACAUUGCUUUGGCACUUUGUGAGUAAUGGAACUGCAUGCACAUAUGGCCAUUCCCAGAAUACCAGUAAGGUAGGCCUAAGCAGCACCGCUGGCCCAAAGGGGUCGGCAACAAUAAAAUCAGGAAUGCAUGCAGUCGAACCUCAUUAUAACGAAGUAGCAUCUAAAACAAAAAUAAAGUCAUUAUAAGCUAUAUUACUUGCAUGAGUACAUAUUGGCUGCAUAUGGUAAUAUUGGUGAAAAACAUCUUAGUUUUACUUCGUAUAUUAUGUUUGAUAAUUUGUUAUAUUCGUGUUCAUUACUUCGAGUUUUGACUGUGGUGGCUGGCUCUCUUCUUUUCCUCCAAAAAAGAAGAUGCCACUAUGAGCGCUAUGGCUGCCACCCACAUGUUCACUGCUGUGGUAUUCAGCAAAGUGCAAUAUGUGUACAAACAGGCCCGAACCCUAUGAUGUCUCAGUGCAGCAUACACCUGUGACAGUAAUUUCAUGUGAUGUGACAUACAUUGAUGGCAAAUUUGACUGGGCUUUUUAGAGCACUCCAGCAGUGCUUCAAAGACUAUUAACCCUUUCGCUGUCGGACCUUUCUGGCCGUGACGCACCCCCAGUGUCGGCUUGGUUUCAGGGAACGAGCAUAACAGGGAAUGAACAUGGCAAUUUAUUUUUGAUUAUGAUUGGUAUACAAAUAACGUAGUCAAUGCUAUAUGGACAUUUCAGUGUUCUGCAGCAGCUGUUAGUAAACGUUAUCAUCAUCAUCAGCCUGACUAUAAAAUCCGUUCAACAUCCGAAUCUGACGAUGCGGAACCCUCUUCCUCGCAUGCGACUCUGUCCGAGCCCGAAUCCGAGCUUGGCUCGUAUUCUAAAUCGGAAUUGAACCACCGCACCAAUGAGCAGACGAAGGUCCCGCGCGCUCAGCCAUCCGAAAGUAACCGCGCGCUGGGAGGAUGCGCUUUCAGUCGCCCGCACAACGGAGAGAAAUGGGACGUUGCGUGAUCAAGAAAACAGAGGGAGAUGGAAAAAGGCUAAACAAAGUUCGAAGGGCUUUACGUUUACUGCCGCAAGUCGGAAGCGAGGGUUCGGCGAGAGAGCGAAAGCAGCAAUCGAGUCACUCUUUUCGGAAAGGCAACGGCACGUGCGCCUGAACUUGACGCGGCGUAGCCGACACACCAACAGAAGAAAAAUAAAAACCUUCAAACCAGCGGAGAUGGCAGAACAACCCUUGAACUCAUAACCACACGCGCGCAACGCAUGAUCCAGCGAACGCGGCGCCACUGCGCCACUCAGCAAGGAGAAAGUGGGGAGUGGCAGUCGCACCGUACCCUUCAGUACAUGGGUUAACACAGGUCGCGGAGAAUAUACGAACUUGUAGAAAGAGUCAACAGAUGGCGUGGCCAAUUCAGGAGCGCCAGCUUUGCGCUCAGGCGCGAAAUUUUGAACGCACGAUAGACAACGUACCGGUACGUCAGUGACACCGUGGGGGGGAAGCGCGAUGACAUACCGGUACGUCCGUGACAGCGAAAGGGUUAAAACAGCAGCAGAGCUCUAGUGUGGCCAGAAGUGGGCUCCAGUAGUGUUAAUGAAGCUAGGUUAUCGCUACUAUACCCAAGUAUUGUGGUAGUAAAGCUUUAGACUCAAUCUAAAUUAUUUUUUGUUGCAUAUAGGGUGCUCCAAGAUGUACAGUCGAAUGUCCAGAACUGCUGUUGCAAACCAAGAUAGCCUGUUUCUUCCUUUAGUUGCUGACAGUACCCAAAUGUGCUACGAGUGAUUCAUGCUUGACAUUACGUGUUUUUGAAACUCAAAGAAAACUGUACAUACCAUACUAUACUAUACUACACUAUACUAUACUCUGUGUGUUGACUGUACAGUGCUGAAGGAACAGUGUUCUUAGUUUGCUUGUUCUUGCCCUUCCACACUGCUUAAUUUUGGAAUGGAGUGCAAAUUAAAAUAAAUAAAAGUUAGAUAUCUCCCCCUG